Molecule: messenger RNA, 13957 nt
Organism: Chilo suppressalis (striped riceborer)
Lineage: Eukaryota; Metazoa; Arthropoda; Insecta; Lepidoptera; Crambidae
Source: the annotation of a GenBank genome assembly
CACCAACGACCCCAGAUACCGGAUCUCAGAAUUUUGUUAUUUCGUGCAGUCGAGAUCGGGCGAAUGACUCCCGUCUCCCGCAACAUGGUGUAAUAAUUUGUGUGCAAAAAAAAAACAAAAUGGGAACGUUAGUGAUAUUUUUGUUGUGUUUGUGUUACUUUGGUGCAGUGUACGGAUCAGGGAAUUCUUUGAAAGAUCCAUACAUCUGCGGACUGCCUUCCUGUGCACCGUCAGAAAAGUUCAAGUACUUAUCAGAUAUAACUUAUCACUAUGAAUACAAAGUAAACGUCGAAACCUACUUUGCGGGCUCUAGCAACAACCGCUCUACAUUAUAUGUAAAGGCACAAGUUACUGUACAAUUCAUAACAGCAUGUGAAGGUUUCCUUAAACUGAGCGAUGUGACCCUUAUUGAUCAAGAUGAGAACUAUCCAGUGGAGAGAGCAGAGAAGUUCAUUCAUGCUGUAUCACUCUAUGAUCUCAGAUUUGCAUUCCAUGAUGGCAUCAUCUCAGAAAUUUGUCCAGAAGAGGCAGAACAAGACUGGGUGCUCAACUUCAAGAGGGGUAUACUGUCGCUAUUCCAAAAUACCAUGAAACGAUUCGACACCAACUUUAAGGGAGUGGAGAGAGACAUCCAUGGCACUUGCGACGUAGAUUACCAUAUCCGUGGCCAGGAGAACACCAGCCUGAUUCUGGUUAAGACCCGUGACUUGAUGCUGUGCAAGAACAGAUACAAGUAUAUGUCUAUAUUGCAGACUGUGCGAUACGAUUUCCAGAGCAAAUUCCAAACAUGGCCAGUCCUGAAAUCUGAAAGUAAAUGCCGCGUAUCUGUCGACCAUCACAUCUACAAAUCUGUCAAUUGCCGAGAAAGACAUUUGUUCGAACCUUUCUCGGGAAAGAAUUCUGGUGCAAUGACUACGGUCGUACAAGACCUAGUUCUAACCAAAGAGAUCAACAAAACCGACACCGAAUUCAUGGAGACUGAACCUAAAGGUUGGGUGAUCAUACAGAAGCGAUCGAAUCUCUUCCACUCGCACACACCGUACGUUAAGGACGAAGCGGGAGACCUAAAGGCGGCCAGAGAUGUACUCAAAUUGCUGUGUUUAGUGAAGAAAUCAGAAAAUGGCGAGCAAUCCAGUGUAGACGAGAAUAUGGACAGCAGUUCCAUAGUAGGUUUGUGGGGAAGACUGGUGCGGUCCUCUCGGCCUUUACCUUACACCGCGCUCUCUCAACUUCUGUCUAGGGCGCCUCUCAUGUGUGACGCUGCUACGAAACAUAUGCUUGACGCUCUACCGUACAUAGCCAGCUCCGGGUCCGUGGAGCUGAUCAAAGACAUGAUAGUGAGGAGAGCCGUAGACAACGAAACCAGGCAUGAGUGGCUCAUGUCUAUGGCUAUGAUACCCAGACCGCGACAAGACAUGCUUAAAAGCAUGCUGCAACUAUUAGAGACGGAAAAAAACGACAAAGUUGUCAGUUUCACGGUGUCCUCUAUGGUGCAUUCGUACUGUAGGAACAGUGGGAAAACACUGCGUGAAUGCUGCGAAGAAGAAGUACCAAAGAAAAUUCUAGAACAUUUCCAAGGUAUCGUAAGGCUCACCGUCGAGAAAGGAUUAUCAGUCACUCAAAGAGAGGACUAUGACAACCUGGUAAUAGGCAUCAAAGCUCUAGGCAACAUAGGCGGAUUCACGCAGGACUUCUCGAACGUCCUAAUGGAGGUUAUAGGGGAUGCUCUUGCACCGGUACCGUUACGACUCACAGCUAUUGACGCGUUUAGGAGGACACCCUGUAUAGAGACACGUGAAUAUUUCCUGGAAAUGUAUCGAGAAGAUGCCGUCAACAUAGAAGUGCGGAUAGCGUCAUACCUUCAGGUGAUGAAGUGUCCCACGCUCGGCACCAUGAGGAAGAUAUUCCAUUCGCUGAGAAACGAACCUGUGAACCAAGUGGCGACAUUCGUCUGGAGUCACCUGAACAACCAGCAACAGUCUUCUCUCCCCUCCCGAGUGGAGAUCCAGGGACUUCUAUCGGGACACACGAUGCCUCAACUCGAAGAUAGCCCUGACUUCAGAAUGUUCUCGAGGAAUUACGAGCAAAGUGUCUUCUUCGACCAAUAUAAUGCAGGUGGCAACUACGAAGCCAAUGUGGUGUUCGCUCCCGACUCGUACAUCCCAAGAUCGGCCACACUCAAUCUAACCAUUGAUAUGUUUGGAGAAUCUAUAAACAUAUUGGAGGUGAAAACGCGCGUAGAAGGUUUCGAAAGGUAUUUUGAACAGUUCUUCGGCCCCAAAGGACCGUUCAACAAAGAACGAGUGACCGAGCACUUGGAGAAAUUCCGCUUCUAUCGCUCCACCAACGAAGCCGAAGAGCUCCGAGGGAAAAUCGAUGACCUCAACUACAAAAAUGAAGCUCUUAAGCACCGUUUCCCUAUGGCCGAGUUAGGGAUCAAAGUGUUCGGAAAUGACAUUUCGUUUUGGAGUGCCGAAGGAGACGAUGAGAUUAAGAAGUCUUUGCAAAGGCUGAAUCCCCAGCUGAGGAUCUUAGAAAUUUUGUCUGGAAAGGAAAUAUCGUACGAGAAAGCAUCACUUUUCUUAGACACCACGUUCUCUGUACCUACCGGAUGCGGUAUGCCUCUCAAUUUAAACCUUAUGGGUACGAGUUAUAUAGACGCUAAACUGUCUGGCACUGUGGAGGAUAAGUUCCAGAAGUCUGGGCACUUGGACUUCCAAGGGAAGAUAAGGCCAAGCAUGGCGGUGAAUAUAGCCGCUACUAUGGGCGUGGUAGCAGGUGGAUUAGCUUCCAGUGGAAUACGCGUCAAUUCCCGCUUAUAUACAGCCACCGAUAUAGAAACAAAGCUAUCUGUACGCGGUAUCGGAAUGGUACGAUUGGACCUCUCUCUACCUACGGACAAACAAGAAAUAUUCGCCGCAAAGUCAGAACUGAUAAUCCUUCACGGAGAUCAAGAGUUGCAACAACAGGGUUUAAACCAAAACAGGAUAGAACAAAACACUUGCAGCUGGAGUACUUUCGACAAAGCUAUCGGCAUCAAAGUCUGCGCUGCUUAUCAGUUCCCGAAUAUGACCAAUCUGCGUAACGCUCCUUACUUUAUAAUGAGCGGUCCUGCGAAAUACAUUCUCUCAUUGGAGAAAGCUGAUCCGUCAGCGAAGAAUUACGCUUUUGAAUACAAGUGGGAUAAGAAUGAGACGACUAAUGUCAUUGGGUUCUCCUUCGAUACUCCUAACAGUAAGGAAAAGCGAAUGUUCAAUGCCCUCUUAACUCUCUCUAACACAUCGAGCACCGCUUCUUUGACCGUUCAUUCCGCCAAAAGUACCAUAAAGGCGCGCGCUCUCUACCGGAACUUACAAGACGACAAAACCAUAGAGGCGACAUUGGACGUAGACGGCCGGAAACAGUUCGAUACGCUUAUGUCUUUGACUAGGCACGACAUAAAGCACGGAUACGUUUGGGUGCCGCGUGCUUAUUGGGUGGUGGAUGACGAUAAAAUAGCCGAACUAUCGGGUGUGUUCAAAUUCAAAUCGAAAGGGGGCGUGACCCAAUGUGACGUAUUAGCAGACUUCCAAACCAAACAACUAGCUAGCCAUCUCGUAGGAUAUUACACCGUAAACGGUCCUACGCACGGCACAAAAUUGCAACUAGACUACCAAUUCUACAAGAAUCCCAAACAGACGGUGAAGCUAGAAGGGGUUUAUAGUGAAAGGGUGUUGACGUUCAGACACGAUUUGUAUGGAGAGCUAGCGAUGGAUUUCUCCGCUUAUCCGAUGUAUAACUUCUACACUGUCGUCAGGAAUGUCAAAACUCAAAGUCACGUGGACGUUAGUUUCAACGUGAGCUCUUCAAAGGCGCAGCAGACGGACCCUGCGUUCAUAUUCAGUUUCCGGCAUAUUGACAAGAUCAAUGGUUUAGAAUUAGACACCCAGCUCACACUGAAGAGGCCCAAGUUAAUCGACAUGAAGUUUCAUUACGAUCAGGUUGGACCGAAGCAUACGGCGUUAGCUCUCCUAAACUUCAACCCUAAGUCCAGAGAGAUCAUGGUGUCUGGCUACUUGUUCUACCCUCCCGGCACUCAGCUUUAUCUAGAUGCUGAAUUGAAUAUGACAUUGCCGACAUUACACCCUUGCUCGAUCAAAACUAAAGUGUUGGAGAAAACUCUGAAUGAAUACCAGAUGCACGCGACAGGGGUUUGGUUCACCGGCAUGGAUUUCAACAUAGACGCGUUGUACCAGGACCAGUCAAAAACCAAUAUGGCGGCGCACAGAGUGAAGUUGCUCAUCAACAGCUCACACUUCAAGGAUAUCGCGAUCCAUGCGAGAUUCACACAGGAUAACAGGCAGAUCACUUUCAUUGGACAGGGUGAAUACAACGACAGCAAGUAUCGAACCCUGGUCCGAUACGUGAUACUGUCGGAGCAGAACUUCAUGACGUACGCCGAAUUGGACAUCGGCGAGAAGGCGUACAGCGUCAAUCUGAAUGCGGACCUCAACAAUAAUACGAAGAUCAGCAUGGACAUACAUUUCGAUCAAUUACGCGACGUACAGAUAACUUACCAACGCUACGUCACUCCCCGACAGAAGCUACUUAGCGCCUCCCUCAACUGGGAUGCGAACCGAGACCCCUCGCAGAAGGUGAGCGUGGACAUUCAACUGGACAAUAAAGGUGCGUGGCAUCACGGCGGUCACGUGACCUUGUAUUACCCAGGAAGGGUGGUCAAUGGGGAGUUCGAGUUCUUGCUCAGAGAUUGGUUCUGCCAGUGGCACGUCCGUAUGGGUUGGGCCAACGACGCCACCAUACUGUGGCGGGUGAAGAUGUUCUCUGAAGCGAGAGACGAAACUGUAUACGCGCUGCUAUCCAGUAUGACGACACCUUUCGUGGGCUGGCAGGACACUAGCUUCAACGUUAUGUGGCGUUACCAUGACAACUUGCAAGCUUUGAACGGUAGCAUGAACUGGCAAGAGAAUUACCUCUCCUUCAACCUGCUAGCCGACUACCUGUUCAAAACGGAAGAGUUUUAUGGGGAGAUAAACGCCAUUGUGAACUCUACUAUACCGACUUUACCGAAAGCAGCGGCCAUAGCGAGACACAAGGUCGUCUGGAAGAAGAGCGCUGACACUCUGCUUAGUUUCCAGUACAAUGAAGAUGGUGUUAUGAUGAUCAAUUCCUCGUGGACCCUGGACCGAGGACGAACCAGUAACAAUAUUACAGGGAAAGUCACGCUGCUUACACCGUUCAAAGGCUAUACAAAAGGUUUCCUCAAAACUGAAUUCGUUUUGGGCCACAAACGCGACAUCAAAGGCAUCACAUAUCUAGAUAUGGAGGACAAAGUGGUGAAGAUCUACGUUAAUGGUCACAUGAAGAGAAUAACAAACUGCAUGUUGAUCGUAAAUGUCACCAGUCCUAUGACGGAUUUCUCUCAAACAACUGCUCGUUUCGGCUUCAUAGAGGCUGAUAGACACUUGGUGGCUAUGGUUGUUACUCCAAACACUACUACAGGUGUGGAAGUGCUCCUCAAGUUGUUAUCGGUGCAAGAUUUCCACAUAUUUGGUCACGUGGCUUUGCCCGUGCAGUAUUUGAACAGAGCUAUUGUUACGGCCAAAAGAGCUCCCGAAGAGCUCGACUUUAGAGUGGGUUGGGGCACUAUGGACUUCGGUUUCACAGGCAUUUGGCACUGGCAAUCAAUUCUAAACUUCGUAUACGUGUACAAACUGUACACUCCGCUAGAAGGAUUCGAAGAGAAUGGAUUGGUUUUGAAAAACGUCUACGGGAAUGGACUCGAUACCGAAUUGUCGGUUAGACUGUCGAAGCAUAAGUUCGGUAUAGCUAUACUUCUUCAUGACAACGGCAAAGGUCUCCUGGAAGUCCUCCAGGACAGAUUCCAGCACGAACGAAAUACUUACGACACGUUCAUAGACAACUUUGAUACCAGCGCAAGGCUAGAUUUGGACACUCUAUACUACCCAACAGUUACUUUCCAAGCGCAUCUUAUGAAGUUCGUCGGUAUAGAUGAAGAGGACAUUAUGGAAGUGAACGCAACUCUACACUUACCGGACAAACCACCGAUUAUUCUCACCGACGUCUUCAUAUUGGAGUCUUACACCGUAAUGACGAACACUUUGAACCUAGUAACGCCAUUCCAAGCGAUAAAGGAACUCAAGUCUGUAUAUACCGUAGAUAUUACUAUAGGAGAGAAGUUUAAUGUUUCUUGUCUCGCUCUACUCUACAACGGCACUUAUUGGCACGAGAUAUCAUACAAAGUAUACUACGAAACGGAAUCAGGUGAAGACGACACAUAUCAAUCGUACCUAGCUUCGGUCGGUAUAGUGACCCCUUUGAUAGUUCUACCGUCUUUAGAAGCUAAAGUUUCUGCGAGAUUAGAAGAAGCUUUAUGGAAGAUGUCAGCUGAUAUAGCCAUGCCUUCCUUCGUAGUCACCGCUUUGGCUAGACUUGAGCUAGAUGAUCCCUUCGUAGAGACCUCAGGUCAUCUCAACCUGACGUCUCCCUACCUUGAGGACUACUUCAUCAAGAUGGAGUUUCGCAAGGACUUCUCGGAAACUGAUAAUAUGGUCGGCGGCGGUAUUCAUAUACAACAAGGCGACCAGAAUAACUACUUAUACGCAGAAACGGAAUGGCGUCCUCCACCCAACCGUCACAUACAGUUCAAAGCUCGUGGCGCUUUAGUUCCAGUAUUACCGCCUUCGGAGCUAGCCAUACUAUUCUCUGAAGAAGACGGGGAGAGAACUCUAACCACAGAUUUCUCAAGCGAAGACACUUAUUACUCGCUAAAAGCAGACCAGAGGCCUACGUCGAUCAGUAUAGCGCUGGGAACGCCACACGAACGAUUUAGAGCUGUAAAGAUAAUCAGCAAUUUUGAAGCUGACGACAUCACGGGUUCGUUCGUGACCGACACCAUGGAAUACGCCAUCACUGGUAAAGUCCUCAGUCGGGAGCCGAUGGAAAUGUCAGUAAACCUAGUUCCCAAAGGCGAUGGCAAGUCUAUAGCCAUCCAUAUGAAGUUCGAGUCAUCUCCCACUCUAUACAGUAUGUUGGCACAUGUCUCCGGGCCAGUACAGGCCACUAUACGGGCCGGCGCUGCCAUGGAGAACAACUAUACUGAUAUAUACUUCAAGAUGGAUUCACCUCAAAUACAGAACAAGGAAAUGUACUUCAAGACCCACGUAGACGUUUACCCUGGCCUCAGACGCGCUAUAACCGUACAAGCGGCCACGCCCCUCAAAAGGAUCAGCUUUAUUAAAGGCGACGCGGAUUUUGUGUUCGGUCCAAAAACUGGUUACUUGCUUUGUAACUACGAGUUGCCGGAUAUGAAGGGAGAGGGGGAUCUCAAAUGGAGCUUCCUUAUUGGUGAUCUCUUUAUAAAGGCCAUAGGCCACCAGCUGGUAAAGAAGACUGAGAAGAGCGUAGACCUGGACAUCUACUUCGGGAACAGCACUUCCUCAGACGGACUGGUCUCCACUGAUGCUGGCUUUAGAAUGGACCUGGACCGCAUAUGGCAAAUCGGUGGCAACGCAUCAUUCGGCUACAUAAUGGAUCAGCGAAUCAGUCUACUCAUUAACGCGAUAUUACCCAAACCCAACGUGGACGUACACACUCUAAGAAUAGAAGGAUCCCUGGGUGGUAACACUGAUCCGACCAAGUCUUUAGACGCGGAGUAUAGGACAGACGUGACCAAGAUCAUCACUGGACUCAAGGGAACUGUAUCGAUGAUGCCGGACAGUUUCGACACCAACUCCACAAUAACAUGGACAGCCAGCUCUCAGUACAAACACGUGAACAACCUCCUAUUCUACAAGUGGGAUGUUAACGGGUCGCAUUUCGUCGACUACUCGCUCACUUCGCCAAUAUAUGAAGACAUAGAGACGUUUAAGCUGAAGGGAUCGUACCAGAAGGAUAUGGUUCACAACCACAAGAUUAUCAAAGGCUUGAUGCAUCGCCCCGGCAACAGUCAGAUAGGCGAGUUGGACAUUAGGUACGGGGGUAUGGUACAUACGGAUGGACAUUUCAAUCUCACUACGCCAUUCCGGAGACUACCUUGGCUCAAAUCGAUACUCAACAUAAACUACGUCGAAGAAGAGUCUGACAACAAAGUAGAAUUGUUCUGGCCUAACAAAACGGCAUCUUUGAACUCCACCCACCAAUACAAAGCCCGCGAAGGUGGAUUCACCCAAACGGGCACCGUAUCUCUAUCGAUACCCCUCAACACCCAGCACUUGGUCAAUACAGAGUAUUAUUACGUACAAUCUGACAAAUGGAGCAAUGGUAAUGCAACUAUAGAUUUAGAUCGUGAGAGAUUUGUGAAGGGUUCGUUUAAGCAGGUGUUAAGUAAAAGCUCUAGGGAUCUGGAUUUGGCUACGACAGACAUAGAAGUGGAAAACGUUCAUACGCCGGUGGGAGUGAAGUAUAUCCACGAGUUUGAUACUACUGGCAAUGUUGACGUGAAACAAGCUACAGUGUUCCACCUCCAUAACGCUACCAAAUUUAACGUGACCGGAAAACUCGACGUAUUCACUUACGACGUCGGCAAAAAUGUGGAGCUCACAGCUUUACACGGGAAUAGAUCCUGGACUUUCGAGAACAAAUACGAGGCGGUAGACCGGGACCUUAAACAAGGCAGUAAAAUCAAAUGGGCCGAUGACGUGUGGUUGAAGUACGAUAUACAUGUCACUAAUAUGACCAAUGACGAUACAGAAUCGCAACAACUAAUAAUGAACGUAUGGUAUCCGUUGCGUUCGUUCAAUCUCAAAGCCGUAUACAAUCUCCAAGACACAAUGUUGGAUGGCAAAGCACGCCUGAGCUGGAAUGUACGCGAUGAGAACAAAACUGCCGAACUCAAAGGGAAAUGGGAGAACCCACCAAUGGCUGAAGGGAAUCAACACAAUAUUGAUUUGUCGCUGUCCCAUCCCUCUUUUAGAAAGGAUGUAAAUCUUAAAGGCCAGUACAUAAGCACACCGGCGAUCAUGUCUAACGUAUCACUUGAACUCCAAUACUCCGACUACGAGAACGAGUAUUUAAAACUGAGGUCCAUACUCACUGACAACUCAAAUGGACCAAUAAGAGACUACAAAUUCGCAUUAAAGUGUACACACCCCUCAUCAAACUUAGACUUGGACAUGAAAUCCGAUAUAAACAUACGAAACAGAUGGUAUUACUUCAACAACUACUACAGAUUUCAGAAGACACUUUUCUACGAAAAACUGAGGCAUACCAAUAUGUUGAUUGAUCUGAGCAAUAGUUCCGUUCAUUGGGAGCGUGCCAAUGAAACCUAUUAUUACAAAGUUAACGGUACUUGGGAACUAACAUACCCCGAGUACAAAGCAUUCGUGAAAGUACUUCGACCGACAGGCAAUGAUACUGGAGUCGCUGUGCUAUCUACUAAAGACAAGUCUUUGAUAGCUCACUUCAACAGUACCGAUGAUAUCUCCUACCAUAUAAUAGGGCGUAUUAUCGAUACGCGUUCCGCGAUACUAGACGCAUGGCGAGACUUUGAUGACGUCACGACCGUUGACUUAGCAUCCUACAUUAGGCUUAAUCACUCUAGAUUACUAACCAGUUCUUUCGUUUGGCGUCCCGAAAUAUUCAGCGAAGUUAAAGCAACCGCUGUUUACUCGCUAAAAGCUCUGUACGGUACAAUUAAUGAGACACUGGUCAUUAUCAAAGAAAUGCCAAUGGAAGCCCAUUUAGCACUCAGAAACAUUUGGACUGACGCGAAACCCAGAGUGCGAGAAUUCUUAGACGACUUGAACGAUUUGCACGUCAUCAAAGACGACUUGGACGAGUUCCAGCGGUUCUUGAACGAGUCCUAUGGCCACAAUGACUUUUACGUCAAAGACAUUGUUGAAUUCACGUACUAUGUUCUAGAUGAAAUGGCUAUUAGGAAUCAUUUGGAGAGUCUUCCGGGAAUCGUGAAUGAUAUGUGGGGCAUGAUGGGGAAUACUAGUCAGUCUAUAAAACAGAGUUUAACUUACGUAGCUGAAACUGUAAGGAUGGCCUAUUCGAAUUUCUUGGAAUCCGUGAACAAGGUUUUGGAAGCGGAUUUCAUGGAACUUGUUUCCGCUAGACUGGAAGCUAUGAUAAUGCAAUACGACAACUUUGUUAGAGAUAUGCAUAUGAGAUUGCUGGAGUAUUGGGAAGAGACAUGGGUUAAUGCUACCACAAGACUUUAUAAAUAUUGGCAUGAACUACUGAAGUCCAUUGAGCCGUUGUUCUUCAAAGUUUUGUACUACACCGAAUCGUUCGUAGUAUCUAUAUGGAAAGGGAUAAUGGACUUCUUCUAUAGUAGAACUCAAGAGCUGACUGACUCGCCGUAUUUCAACUACGUGUCUACGUUUAGCCAGGAGGUUGAUAAAAUCUACAAAGAUCUAGUAAACAAUGAUCUCGUGACCAACAUAAAGAAGUACAGCAAGAAGUUCAUGAACGUGGUAUGGAGUAAGAUCGAAAAGUACAUUCCAUUCAAGGAGGAGAUCAUGCAACUUUAUGCUGAGUUCAGGAACGCCUGGGAGUCAUUCUUGAAGACUAAACAAGUCGUCUACGUUAGGGAUAAGUAUACAGAAGCCUACACGCGUCUGAAAUGGUGGUACGACUACUUCCUGAUCGGUGAAGCACUGGAUAAGGUCGGAGAGAUAUUGUACGAAAAAAUCACAGACAUGGCCAAGACAGCGUUGCAAUAUGAAGAGUUACAUCGUACACCAAAAACUCACUUCGUGUUCGACCCCAACGAAGGCACCAUCUUACUAGAACAGAAACUGCCCAUGUCUUGGCACGCCUUCAACCGUACUCCCGACUUUAGCGAGAUAUCCGAGUACCGAGCCGUGCGGAACUUCAUCGACGAUUGGCUCAACACCAACAAGAGCAUCUGGAAUUACUACUACGAAUUGCGACCUUAUAUGGACCUGGAUAAUAUUCUGCCACCUUUCCCUGGUAUGGCGAUAAUGACCGCCCAAGGCACACUGGUGACCUUCGAUAAACGCGUGUUCAGCAUAUCAGAAGCCGGUACAUUCCUGUUGAGCAAAGACUAUAGGCAGAACAACUUCAAUCUGCUGCUGGAGAGCGGCGGGCAGGGGAGAUACAACCUCGUAGUGUUGACUAGGGCAUCGCUUAUACAUAUAGACUUGUAUAACGAGCAAGUCUCGAUAGGUGAUGCGGUGCUGAAUCUACCUGCUGUAAUAGAAGAUUUCACGAUAGACAGACGGACGGACGAACUCACUAUACGAGGACACAACGGGCUGCUUAUAGAGUGUGACUUCGUAUUCCGCACGUGUAAGCUGCAAGUUACUGGCUGGUACUACGCCAGUUUGGGCGGCCUUCUCGGCACUUACAACAACGAACAAUACGACGAGAUGCAGUUACCAAACGGAACACUUACCAACUCGAGUCUUACCCUUGGUAGGGGAUGGAGUUUGGGCCAUACUACCCCAGUACUGCCUAUAGCGAGGCAAGAGAGAGGAAAUGACACACAAUGUGAUAAAUUCUUCUUGAACAAAGUGUCUCCGCUGCGGCCCUGCUUCUCUAUUAUAAACGCGGCCCCCUUCAACGAGGAAUGCUUACGCGGCGUCGACGCUUGCGCCCUCGCCUCAGCGUACAGAACGCUGUGCGCGCAACUGCAUGCGCCUACGCACCUGCCCGACCACUGCGAGCAAUGCAUGACUCCCCAAGGCGAUCUAAUCGAGGAAGGUUCCUUCUAUCACAUAAACCACGUACGAAACACUACAGACGUUGUAUUCAUAGUAGAAGCUCAGUACUGCAACAAGAAUAUAAGGAAGAGGAAGAACAUCGACUUGUUCAUCGAGGCGUUUGAUACGAGGCUGCAAAUAAGCGGUAUAAUUGACAACAGAUAUGCAAUAGUGGGUUACGGCGGUCGCGGAGUGUUCUCAGAACCGCGCGCUCUGUACGUGGACAACAAAGUGUUCUCCGACGUCAUGCAAAUACCGAAGCACUUCGACGCACUCAACAUAGAAAAGUCUGAUUUAGUGAAGAGCAACCAUACAGUGAGGGCAGAUGUGUUUGAGGCCCUCAGUUUCGCCACCAAACUGCCAAUGAGACCGGCCGCGCCCAGAACUUUCAUACUGAUGCCUUGCACGCGCUGCGAUACGGAGUAUAUGGAGCUCGAUUACUCAACCAUCUCUCACAGUCUGAUGGAGAACUCUGUGACCCUGCACAUCCUUAUGGACGAAGACUUCAUGCUGUCCAAGAAGCGGGCCGCUAAGUAUUUGUUCGGAGUGGACAGUACUCACGCGUACACGAACAAGGAUUACGAGCUACUAGUGGGCGACACCGGACUCAGGAAACAAGUGCGUUUGCCCAAAGAGAAGCUAGGACUAUGUGCCUCACUGGCUAUGGAGACCAAUGGUACGCUUCUGGCAGGAGGCAAGUUACAAGGCGAACGCGGCACUGCGCGCCGCUUCGCCACCGUCGCGGGCGCGCGCGCCGCCCUCACCGCCGCCCCCGCCAACUGCGCGCGCGCCUCCUGCGAGUGCCGCGCCCCCCGCCUGCACUGCCGCCCCUGCGCCGCGCCCUCCCCCGCCCGCCUGUCGGAGCUCUCGUUCUGGAAUGCCGACGACAUUGACGAGCUCAUAGACAUAGCCAUGGAUCCACCCACAAUACCAUCACUGAGCUGAUAAUAUCCAUUAUUCAACCACAUUCUUAGGUAUUAAGAUUGUUCAAUAUUGAAAAUGACGAUUAGUACUUACAUAAGUCCAAAAUUGUAAUUAAUUCAUCUGAUUAAUACAUGAGUAUCAAGGGCCAUUUUAAUGUUAAUUAGCAUAUUCAAAUAGGUACAAGACUCGUAUAGACUAGAUAUAUUACAAGCACACUGUAUAAUUGUAUAGCAUGUUCUUUUUUAAGUGUAAUUAUUUAUGAAAUAAUGUAAAGCAAAUCAUUUUUCUUAAUAAAUUGUAAUAAAAUUAUUUUUAUAGACAGUAUUGUACUUCUUUAUUUAAUCAAACACCCAUAUUCUAUAAUAACACUAUUCAAAAUAAUUAUCAGUCUUCAUAACAUAAUAUAAUUAAAAUAUUUCAAAUCAGAAUCAACAAUCUAAUCAUACAUUAUCACUUACUAAACUAUUUUCACACUUAACAAGAAAUUUUACUUAUGAAUUUUAAAAGCCACAGCUACUCCAACUAUGACAAGCACAACAGCGGACAUCUUAUAUAGCAUAUUGUAAAUUACUUGAUUUUGACCAGCUACUGAAUUGACUAUUAGAUUAUUCAUAAGGAAUACUUGAUUACUUUCUUCAAUGAAAGCCUGCUUUUCCUCAUCAGACAUUGUUUCUGCUAUCUCGUUCAUAACAGCUCUGAAAUCGUUCUUAAGCUUGCUUAUGUCAGCAUCUCCAAAAUCUGUCACCUUAUCAGUGUAACUGUCUGAAUUUUCUUUUUCUUUUCCAAACAUCUUCCUUUUCUUGGCAAGGAUCUGGCCACCGCUGAGCAAACCCAGGUACAAAUGAUACACAUAGGCCAUCAGUAAUGUUGGAUUCUCCUUCUCCAGCCCCUGUAGAUGUUCCAAAUAGUUUUCCAGAGCAGUCGAUUUGGGAAGCGACUGCCAGUUCUCUCCAAGAUAGUGAAGAAGAUCUUCUUCAAAUGCACUUUUUCUAUGUAAGCAUUUCUGGACAAACAGCUUAUUGUAAUCGGGCAUAUUUAAUCUUUCCUUAGCAUCUUCUAGAUAUGCGAAAAUGUGGUAGAAGACAAACAGACCUCCUCCCCACACAGUUUCAUCACGAAGUGAGAUGGCAAACUUUGCAUUCACUAAUGCGUCACUGACCGAAUGUAUUUUCCUUGUUGCUUUCCUCAUGCGAGUAGUAAAUGAUUCUACGUUUUCCGACAUUUUAACAAGUAUUUAAUUAAUUAUAGCAAAUCGGUAAAUUAAAACAAGAUAACCGGCAGGUAAACAAGAAUGAAUCAGCUGAUUCUGUGCACUGUUAUUUUUUUUUUUUUUUAAUUUAUUC